Molecule: messenger RNA, 3150 nt
Organism: Cuculus canorus (common cuckoo)
Lineage: Eukaryota; Metazoa; Chordata; Aves; Cuculiformes; Cuculidae
Product: ceramide synthase 4-like
Exons: 11
Coding region: 66-1394 (442 amino acids)
Biological process (GO): ceramide biosynthetic process
Cellular component (GO): membrane
Molecular function (GO): DNA binding; sphingosine N-acyltransferase activity
Source: RefSeq, a predicted model, not a curated record
GAGCUGUGCCCAUCCCUCUCACUAAGGGCUGAUCCAGUGGGAAGAGCUUUGGGAUUUGCAUCCUGAUGUGGCUGAGUGCCAUCAGCCUGAACCCUCUGCUGUCGCGCAGACCUGAAGUUGGGUUGGGAGCCAAACCCUCGGCUGGCAGAGCCGCCUGGCACCGACGGAGCUGGCAGGCGGAGCGCAAGGUAGGGAAGAUGGCCCGCUCUCUGUACGAGUGGCUGUGGCAGCAGGAGUUCUGGCUGCCCCCAGGGAUCACCUGGGACGACAUGCAAGAGUCUGAAGACAUCAAGUACCCUAAGCCUCGCCACCUCCUGCUCAGCAUCCCUUUUGCUUUCAUCUUGAUUGUCAUUCGAUGUGCCUUUGAAAGAGCCAUAGCCCUGCCCCUGAGUAGCAAACUGGGUGUGAGAGACAAGCAGAGACCAAGAGCUCAGCCCAACCCUGUGCUGGAAGCGUUCUACAGUACGUGCUGCAAGAAGCCUGCAGAGAGUGACCUGAUCAGUUUAGCCAAACAGUGCGGCCUGCCGGUGAGGAAGGUGGAGAGGUGGUUCCGGCACCGGAGGAACACUGACCGACCCAACUUGUCGAAGAAGUUUUGCGAGGCCUGCUGGAGGUUUACAUUUUACAUCAUUGCUUUCUUCACUGGACUUGCUGUCCUGUACGAUAAGCCUUGGCUUUGGGACCACAGAGAGUGCUGGACAGGAUACCCACAGCAGCCGCUCCUGCCAUCCGUGUUCUGGUACUACCUGCUGGAGCUCUCCUUCUACUGCUCGCUGGUCUUCACCCUGCCCUUUGAUGUGAAGAGGAAGGACUUCAAGGAGCAGAUAAUCCAUCAUGCUGCAACUAUCUUCCUGAUCAGCUUCUCAUAUUGUGCCAAUUACAUCCGCAUUGGGACACUGGUGUUAGUAAUUCAUGAUGCUUCUGAUUGCUUCCUAGAGCCAACUAAGAUAUUCAAUUACAUGAAGUGGAAAAAAACUUGCGACAGCCUCUUUGUGAUCUUCUCAGCUGUUUUCCUCAUCAGCCGCCUGGUCAUUUACCCCUACACAGUGCUCUAUAACACCUACUAUUACUCCAUGGAGAUAUUCCAGCCCUUCUUUGGAUACUACUUCGUGAAUGUUCUCCUGAUAACUCUGCAGCUGCUCCACGUCUUCUGGUCCUGCCUAAUUAUUCGCAUGCUCUACAAGUUUGUCCUCCAGGGCACGAUGGACAAGGACAUGAGAAGUGACACAGAAGAAAGUGAUAAGGAUGAAGAAAGAGAAAAGAUAAGGGAAAAGGAGAAAAACGGGAUCACAUAUUUCAGCAACGUCACAAGCAACGAUUGUAUCCAGAGGAACGGGUCUGAGCCCCUGAAGAACAGAACUCAUCUCACCAAUGGCCACGUCAAGGAAAGAUAGCUGCUGACGUGCGUCGGAUCUGGUCUGGAACGAGUCCAGGCCACCGUCUUUAGAAACAGUUUUGUUUGUUGUGUAGAUAAAACGGAGUGCAGUUACAGUAUCCUAGCAGAAUUCCUGCUUCCUCUAAACCGAAUUGUUUAUGGUCAGUGAUGCUUGAAGGGAGAUUUUGGUCUUUCUUCAAUAAAAGCUUACUGUAGGUUGUAGCCUUGAAGCAGAUAGAAAGGGAUCAAAGUUGUUUCACUUGUAUUAGGUUGUGCCAUAGUCGAUAAAUGCGUUAAUCUUGAAAAGUACUUUUUUUUUUAAAAGAAAAAAGGUGGAUAAACCCUAGCAAUGUCAAAUCUCACCCACCUGAUGUUGUUUGUAGGAAUCUGGUCAGUCUCGGUCAGCCUCUGGGGGCCCUGGCCUGUUGUCAGUAACAAUGCCACUAAGGAGGAGGUGUGAAACUCAAUACGGGGACAGGUCUUUUGAGAAGACAGGUGCCCUUGGGCCACUCAGGAAAUCAAAACUGAGCGUAGCGGAAUGAAAGCUUUGAAAAGACAUAGGAAAAACUUUCUUCUCAAAGGAGAUGCUGCUGUGUGCCAUGUAAGCGGUUCUGUAAGGGAAUGGAUCUCAGGCCCUUCUCUUGUCAGUGUUAUUGCCACAGAGGUGGGAGCUCCAAAGCCCAAACUGCAGAACACCCACCCAAAUUGUAGAUGGAAGACCUGGAAAAUCCAAGCAGUUGUGUCUCAGCUGUCAGGUCAUCCUUUAAACCUGACUUGGAAGGAAACACAGUCGGAAGAAGGGAGGUGCCAAAACACUACAUAAUCUAGAAGCCAACACUGAGUGAGUGCUCAUGUUUCCACCCAAUGUGAUUGGCACAAUGUGAAAUGUUUACAGGGUCAGCUUGUGGCAAGAAGCAACACAUAUCCCCUGUUCUCAGAGGAGAAGGAAUCCAGAGAAGAUCUGCUGAACCUUAUGGAAUAAUGCUUUAACGUGGCCUUUAACUCCAGGGCCGUUGCCCAGGUGUGUCAAGGAGAGCAAGUUUAAAGCAGUAGUCCAUGAGGUGAUGACGCAGUUGGGAUUCAAUUGGUUUGGUGUCCUGUCUCUUAUAUCCGGUGUAGUCUUAGACUUUGGUUUCUGUAAUCCCUUGAAAGAGUUAAAUGAAUAUGAUGUGAAUUUCUCUUUUAUAAAUCGAUUAAUCCAUGAAACCAAAGGUUUAGCAGAUUCACUGUAGUGAGCACAGAGACUCAGGCUGUUGAGGCCGUGCAGGCACUUCCCAGUAUGUGCCCAGUAAGGGCCAGUGCUAACUGGGGGACAUGGACCAAGGAAGUGCCUGAUUUGAGGACGUGGUGCACAUGUUUAAAAUUAAAAGGCAAGUGACAGCAUAGAAGGACAAGAGAGGGGUUGAGCAAUGCACUCAGUUCAUCUGAGCUUUGAUCUCAGCUUAUAUGUGCUCAGCUUGGCUUUCAGUCCAGAUACUUUGGAUACUUUCAGAGGGGAAAAAGUGGUUCCAGCGUGGGUGAUUCCAGGGCAGUAACUCACUCUGGGAGGAGAACAUCUGUUCCUGCAUCGUCAUUUAAAUUCAUAUUUGCUGAAGAUACUUUGUCUCUGAAACCCUGAGCUAACAUGAAGUUCGAAGUCCACGUUCUGCAUCCUGUCAUGUUUCUUUAACCUGAGCCUACAACCUUGCCGCUCCUCUGCAGGUGACGUGCUCAGGAGGGGCGGUCGUACAUCGUUUUGUACUACUGAAUGGAAACGUCCUUUAUAAAUUACUUUG